Messenger RNA from Bursaphelenchus okinawaensis, 1851 nucleotides. The record is from the annotation of a GenBank genome assembly. NCBI's taxonomy places the organism in Eukaryota, Metazoa, Nematoda, Chromadorea, Rhabditida, Aphelenchoididae.
AUGGCGAAUCCACGAAGUGGAGGUUCUUUCACGCCUUCGACGGUUUCAGGCCAAAGCGGAGUGUUGAUGGUCGGGCCCAAUUUCAAGGUAUGUUAUCCGUUGUAUUUUAUGACUUUGUUUUUAGGUUGGCAAGAAGAUUGGAUGUGGAAAUUUUGGGGAAUUGCGUCUCGGGAAAAAUUUGUAUAAUAAUGAACAUGUAGCUAUCAAGUUGGAGCCUAUGAAAAGCAAAGCACCUCAAUUGCAUCUGGAAUAUCGAUUUUACAAGUUGCUUGGUUUGAACGGUACGUUCCCAGCCGAAAAAUUGAUUUCCUCCUUAUUUGUAAUACAGUCUUACCGUGCUUUUAAUUGGAUUGAUUUAACUAAAAUAUAUAAUGCUUUUCAGAAGGACUUCCACAGAUUUUAUAUUUUGGACCAUGUGGAAAGUACAACGCUUUGGUCAUGGAGCUUCUGGGGCAUUCUUUGGAGGACUUGUUCGACUUGUGCGACCGAAAGUUUACGAUUAAGACCGUUUGUAUGAUAGCUAUGCAGUUGAUCAGACGGAUCGAGUAUGUUCACUCCAAACAUUUGAUUUACCGGGACGUGAAGCCGGAGAACUUCCUCAUCGGCCGAACAUCCACUAGGAAGCAACACAUUUUGCACAUUAUUGAUUUUGGUUUGGCGAAAGAAUACAUAGACUGUGAUACGGGUAAGGUGGCCUACUUUUAUGUUAACUAUAAUAGUUUUGACGAUUGUUAUCUAAAAUAUGGAUCUCCAUUUUUUCACACCAAUUAUUUCCAGGCAAGCACAUAGCGUAUCGUGAACACAAAUCUCUUACGGGUACUGCAAGAUAUAUGUCAAUUAAUACGCAUUUGGGCAAAGAACAAAGCAGAAGAGACGACCUGGAGGCCUUGGGACAUAUGUUCAUGUACUUCUUGAGAGGCUCUUUACCGUGGCAAGGACUGAAGGCGGAUACCUUGAAGGAGCGGUAUCAGAAGAUUGGCGACACGAAGCGGGCCACUUUGAUCGAAGUUUUGUGCGAAGGCUUUCCAGGUAUCGUUUUCUAACUUGAUUGUUUUAAACUUUGAUAUGAAAUUUUAUUGUAUUAUACGAGGUUUUCUCUAUUAUUGUUGUUUCACUUUUUUCUUUUCAGAAGAGUUCUCCUUGUACUUGAGGUACGCGAGAAAACUGGAUUUCUUCGAAACCCCUGACUACGAUUACUGUCACAACUUGUUCAAGACAGUCUUAGAACGACAGGGGCACACUUACGACUACGAGUUCGAUUGGGUUGCCAAGCUAAACCAGGCAGUAAGUGUUUCAAGUUUUAUUUCUUUGUUUAGGAUAGUUUCCUUUUACAUAUUACCCAAAAAGUUUACUUGACUUAUCUACAUUUUAAGAGCACACCAAGCGGAUCUCUUCACACAGGCGUUGAUGCGAGCAAGUACAACAAGAAGGCUGGUGAAGAAAAUAGUCGCAGAGCCAGAGCUGGCAGACACAAUGAAGAAGAGGUUCUGAAGGCCAACCAGACAGGACCAUCGGGCACACACCAAGGUGGAUUUGGAUCAACACAGGUAUGUUUUUACCUUCAAUACACAAGGAAUCUUUACUUUACCUAAAAAAUAAUAAUUUUUGAGUGAUAAUAUUAUCCUCAAAUUUAGGUAAUCAACUCGAACACUGGAGAGAUCGGAGAAGACUCACGGAGGUUGCCGACGCAGAAUCAAGACGAGGAAGACCACAGUGAAGUCAAGUAAGUUGUUUUCCCCCCUUUUGGCUUUUAUUUCGCCUGCUGUUCAUUUUAAUUAAUUAUGCAGUUCUGGGUGUUGCAGAUGUUGCUGUUUCCGACGCCGUCGACGAAAAGUGCCGCAACAGAAAUAG